CGGCAGUCGACCCUGCAGCCUGCCCCGCAGAUUGGCAUGUCACUCGCCAACACGCCAGUGGUCGUCAUCAGCAGACCCAUGCCCCAGCAGCCACGACGACGGCCCACCAAACCCAGGCCUGCCGAUCGCACGAAGCGGUACGGCAUGAUCUUCCCCAAGAGCCCACUGCACGACCGGUACGACUACGACGAUAACGAGAGUACAUGGUCCAUGUCGCGCUCCCGGACGUCGCGCCGUGCCACUACAAGCAGGGACACUAGCGCAUACUCUCGGAACAGCAGCCCCGCGCAGGAGAUCGCUGCGCGGUACAGGGCGUCGCACUCGGGCGAGUUGCGAGCGCGGCCGCGCGUGUCGUCCUCGGUCACCUACCUGGACGUGCCGAGCACGGAUGGCCUCUCCGUCGAGAGCUCGAUGUCCCCGCGGGUACGCGCCCGGGACUCGCGAACCACCGCUAUGAGCCAGGCUUCCGGAGAGGCGUAUGUGAUGGCGAUUCGAUGGGGAAGGGACAGGAACAUUCCCUGCCAGCGACCGGGCUGCCGAAAUGUUCUCCCCAACAUCCGGGCUCUCACGUCCCAUCUCACACUACACGACAUCGAUCCUGUAGAGAGAUACAUCCCGCAGCCACCUUACGACUCGUUCCUCGACAUGCGUCCGUCCGGUGGAGGACGGCAGCGGCGGCGGUAUGCCCCUUCUCCAGCCCCUUAUGCCCAUUCUGUGCGGCAACGACGCAAGCUGCGCGAGUACUUGACGAUGCUCACUUGCUGCGGCAUCGGCUGUCGUGCGCGCCAUGAUGACUUCUGAGGAUCUGCUCUCCCCCAUGCAACCUCGUUCUGGACUCGUUUGAGCUGAAGCCGCCCACCAGAGCUGGCUCGGGCUCUGUGUUUAUUUGCCUAUAGCCAAUUGUAGCCGCCUUGGCUUUCGCACCACUGUAUCCCUACUUGGACUGUUCUUCGCCGCUACUGACCUGGUUGUAUUACCUACUAGCUAAUAUUUUCGUUCGCACAUGUAGCUUCUAACCCGCCUACAUUUACUAUGCCCGUACUCCC
Trametes versicolor FP-101664 SS1 is the source of this 1046-nucleotide messenger RNA. RefSeq lists its product as uncharacterized. The transcript is spliced from 4 exons. NCBI's taxonomy places the organism in Eukaryota, Fungi, Basidiomycota, Agaricomycetes, Polyporales, Polyporaceae. The coding region runs from base 37 to 801 and encodes 254 amino acids. The record is from RefSeq and is a predicted model, not a curated record.